AUGACAUCCAACUACAGCAACUUCACUGCCAAUGUUGAUUGUCUCGUCACACCGAAGGUGACUGGCACCAUUCCGUCGGCAAAUGUUAGAGUGGAUUCCUGGCAUAUUCCAUCCGGUGUACUGUUGGCCGAUGCUUCAUUCAACCGUCCACGAGAAGUGGAAAUGCUGAUUGGUGCCGAACAUUUCUUCAACAUUCUGAAGCAAGGCCAAAUCAAACUUGCCGAUCACCUGCCUACCUUGUACGAAACGCAGUUCGGAUGGGUCGUGGCUGGCUCGUACGAGGAAAUGCAAGAAGAUUCUUCACGGUUUUUCGACCAAGAGGAAAUCGCUGAACCAGCAAUGAUGACGAGUGAAGAAGGACGUUUCGAAGAACACUUUCAACGGACUUAUCGUCGUAAUGAAGAUGGACGAUUUGUUGUCCAGCUGCCAUUCCGUGAAUCAGUGGACCAAUUGAAAAGUUCCAGAUCCCUGGCGUUGAAACGAUUCCUGUUGUUGGAGAAAAGAUUGGCGCGAGAUCCUGACCUGAAGGCUCAGUAUGCGGAGUUCAUCGAGGAAUACCAAUCGUUGGGUCACUGCCGUGAAGUGAGCGAGGAAGAAGAUCCUCCUGGUCUACAAUCGUACUAUCUGCCGCAUCACUGUGUCUUCAAGCCAUCCAGUAGCAGCACAAAGUUUCGUAUUGUGUUUGACGCAACAGCCAAAGCGAAUGAACUGUCCCUGAAUGACGUACUAAUGACUGGAACCAGCAGCCAAACUGACCUGUUCAGCAUCACUCGGUACCAGAGAAUCUUCUGGCGAGGACACCUGUCGGAAGCACUAAAGGUCUUGGAGUUAUUAACCGUUACCUACGGUACAUCAGCGGCGUCGUUUCUCGCUGUGAGAUCACUUAUCCAGCUAGCCCGUGACGAGAGUGAGGAUUAUCCAGAAGCGGCCGAAGUUAUCCUGAAUGAUUCCUAUAUGGACGACAUUCUGUCUGAUGUGCUUGAAGGAAUUCCUGAAGGAAAUCGAGAGACCCUAGUGCCCAUCCAGGACUCCAGCGCAAAUGAAGUAAUCAAGGCUUUGGGACUUCUGUGGGAUCCAAAGAAAGACUUGUUCCUGUUCUUCAAGUCGUCUGAACCAACGGAUAACGAAGACAAACCAACGAAGCGGCGUGUCCUGUCCCAAAUAGCGAAGUUAUUUGAUCCAUUGGGAUUAGUGUCACUAGUGAUCGUCGAAACAAAGAUGAUCAUGCAGUGCCUGUAG
Molecule: messenger RNA, 1239 nt
Organism: Ochlerotatus camptorhynchus
Lineage: Eukaryota; Metazoa; Arthropoda; Insecta; Diptera; Culicidae
Exons: 4
Coding region: 1-1239 (412 amino acids)
Source: RefSeq, a predicted model, not a curated record